Molecule: messenger RNA, 1185 nt
Organism: Morchella importuna
Lineage: Eukaryota; Fungi; Ascomycota; Pezizomycetes; Pezizales; Morchellaceae
Exons: 5
Coding region: 1-1185 (394 amino acids)
Biological process (GO): cellular response to amino acid starvation; positive regulation of TORC1 signaling
Cellular component (GO): Seh1-associated complex; nuclear pore outer ring
Molecular function (GO): protein binding; structural molecule activity
Source: RefSeq, a predicted model, not a curated record
AUGUCCGGAAGAAAAGAGAACCAAUCCAGCUACAUCAAUUUCUCCACUGGCCACGACGACCUCGUGCACGAUGUCGCAUACGACUUCUACGGCCGGCGCAUGGCCACGGUUUCGUCCGAUCAGCGACUCAAGGUGUUUGACCUGAACGACGAAGGCGAAUGGGUCAUCAGUGAAUCCUUCCGGGCCCAUGAUGCCAUUAUCAAUAGGGUGAUCUGGGGCCCGCCAGAGCACGGUCAGAUCAUCGCUACCUGCUCCUAUGACCGCUUAGUUAGGAUAUGGGAGGAGCAGGAAAUGGAGCCAAAGGGCUCCAACCUCCGCUGGAAGCGCCAAUUCGAAAUGCGAGCCGAAACGCACUCCGCCGUCUACGACAUCUCCUUCCCGCCCACCUCCGCCUACUCUGUCUCCGGUACCUCCACAGGCCUCAAGAUCGGCUUCAUCUCCACUGACGGCGUCAUCCAAAUCUACGAGUGCCGCGAGCCUCAGGACCUCACGCACUGGAUCGCCGUCGACGUCUUCCACACGCUUACCGCUCCGCCAGCAAAGGAAAACGAGGUCGCCUUCUGCCUCGACUUCUGCCCCUCACGAUGGGGCGGCGAGCAGCUCGUCGUCGGCAUAAUGGACAAGGCGCAGGUAUACCGCCAGAGCAAGGCCGGGAAGUUCCGCCCUGCGGAGGAGCUCAAGGGACAUCGCGGGCUAGUGCGCGAUGUCAGCUGGGCGGCCGGCAUGGGGAGGAGCUACCACCUCAUUGCUACGGCGUGCAAGGACGGGCAUGUGCGCAUCUUCAAGCUGACGACUAACGCGGGGAGCCUUGCGGCACCGAAGAGCAGGUAUCCCACUGGUGGUGGGCGGCGGCCGAGGCCUGCGGGUGCGAGUGCGGGGCUGGGUGCGGGGCUGGCGGGAGGUGCCGAUGAUAUGAUUUCUGCGGCGGAGGGCGAAGAUGCGGCCGGGGGUGCGGAGGACGAGCGCUGGCUUGUCGAUUUGAUCGGCGACUUUGACGACCACCAUAGCGAUGUGUGGAGGGUUGCGUGGAACGCCACGGGCACCGUGUUGAGCAGCGCGGGCGACGACGGGAAUAUCAGGCUGUGGAAGGCUGCCAUUUCGGGCGAGUUUCAGUGCUUGUCGGUGAUUGCGUCGCAUCGGUCUGGCAGUAGAUGGGAGGAGCAGGAAGUGACGUUUGAUGACUAG